CGGCACCAGCCGAACGUCUAGCGUCCCAGAACAACCGACACCUCGAACAUCCAACCCGGCUUGCCUUGGCUGCACAUGAAGCAAAUUACGAGACCAAGGACAGAGGAUGUUUGUUCCUUACAGAUGAGAAACUAUGGCCGGCACAACACAAGCAGCUGUGCUUCGGCGCAGCGCCCGUACCGCUCAGCAAAGCGACGACAUGAGCGCCGCAGCCAAGCGGACGUCGAUGCAAGCUCCCAUGACAAGCAGAAGGCAGCGGGGUCCAAAGCGUGAGGCUGUAGUACAGCCUGAGCCGCUCGAAUCUGGAACAACCAGCCCCAGGAAGCGCAUCAAGGUUGAGUCGACACCGUCGCCUGAGCCAGAACGGCGUGACCGCCGCGAUGCCAAAAUCGUCGUCAACUCUGACGCCAACGUUCUCUCACGAGCACAAACGGCGAUGGGAUCUGAAGCAAAAGACCCGUCCGGAGCUCUUCGUGCGCGCAAAUUAAAAUCCUUUACCGAAAACACCCGUCGUUCUCCUUUCCCUGGCUUCGGAAGACCAACUGCAGGGGAGUGCUCACUCGCGCACCUCAUUCUCGCUGACCUGCACGGUGAUCGCGUGCGUCCGAAAGAAGUCGUGGCACCAACAGCAACCGCUGGCUGUGGCGCCUCGCCCUCGGUGCUCGACGCCCUCGUUCGAACAAUUCUGUCCCAGAACACGAGCGACAAGAACAGCUCACGAGCUAAACAAAGCAUGGACGACGCCUAUGGUGGCAGCGACAAGUGGGAAGCAAUUGUGGAGGGAGGCCAGGCAAAGCUGCAAAGGGUGAUUCAGUCGGGUGGACUGAGUGUCGUCAAGUCAAAGGUGAUUAUUAGCAUCCUGCAACAGACACAGACCAAGCACGGCUCGUACUCGCUCGAUCACCUGUUCUCUGCUUCCGACGAAGACGCCAUGCGAGAGCUGCUGUCUUUCCAGGGCGUUGGCCCGAAAACAGCCAGCUGCGUCCUGCUUUUCUGUCUACAGAGACCGAGCUUCGCCGUCGACACGCACGUCUACCGCAUCACUGGUCUACUCGGUUGGCGCCCUCCAAGUGCCACCCGCGAGGAGGCGCAGGCGCACCUCGAUGCCAUGGUGCCGGAUGACGAGAAGUAUCCGCUUCAUGUGCUGAUCAUUAGUCAUGGUAAGCAGUGCGCGGAGUGCAAGGCUGGAGGAAAGGCGCUUGGUAAAUGUCGUCUACGUAAAACCUUCAGGAAAGGUGUCUUGGAGGGUCUAGCGGGCGACGAUGUCAAGAUAGAGGUUGGCGAUCAAGUCAAGCAUGAGGAGGAGUAGCAUGGACACGAUGAAUGAGUAGCAAACACGGAGUAGAGCGAGAAGCACGCAAGGCAUACGGAUAGAACAAACAAAUGUGAGUCGCCAUGAAGCUGUG
Purpureocillium takamizusanense is the source of this 1406-nucleotide messenger RNA. Its product is annotated as DNA-(apurinic or apyrimidinic site) lyase. Bases 134 to 1309 code for a protein of 391 amino acids. The transcript has a single exon. Gene Ontology annotation, molecular function: catalytic activity. The record is from RefSeq and is a predicted model, not a curated record. Gene Ontology annotation, biological process: base-excision repair. NCBI's taxonomy places the organism in Eukaryota, Fungi, Ascomycota, Sordariomycetes, Hypocreales, Ophiocordycipitaceae.